AUGAGUGAGCCAAACAUUGCGGGGAACUUCACUGAAGCCCACAACUGUGUUAAGAUGACUGACAUUAUUGUCUUGUCUAAAGCGAUUAAGAAGAUUCCUGGCUUGAUUACUUUGGAGUCUUUGACUUUUGUUAAGAAUUUUUUCGUGAAAGAUGAUGAUAUUUUCUUGGUGACCUAUCCAAGAUCAGGAACACACUGGAUGAUUGAGAUAGUCUGUCUCAUUCUCUCUGAAGGGGACCCUACUUGGGUUCAAACUGUUCAAAAUCAUACCAGGUUUCCAUGGUUUGAAUAUGAAGAUUCACAGAAAUUACUGAUGGACCAGAACAGACCACAUCUCAUUGUUACACAUCUUCCCAUACAACUGUUUCCCAACUCUUACUUCACAUCCAGGGCUAAGAUUAUUUAUAUCAUCAGGAAUCCAAGAGAUGUUGCUACAUCUCUUUAUCAUAUACAAAACCAGGCACCUAAGAUCAAGGGUCGAUGGACUUUUGAGGAAUUUCUUCAUGCAUUUACCAAUGGUGACUUGACUUAUGGAUCUUGGUUUGAUCACACUCUUGGAUGGUUGACAAGACGAACCACUGAGAACUUCCUUCUAAUGUCCUAUGAGGAGCUACAAUGGGAUCUCAGAGCCAGCAUACAAAAAGUGUGUCGACUUUUGGGCAAACAUCUGAGUCCAGAGCAACUUGAAUCUGUUGUUCGAUAUGCAUCCUUUUCAGUCAUGAAGGAAAAUAAGAUGUCCAAUACUAUGAUGCUAAAGAUUUCAGAAGAUAAGCCUGCCUUCCUUUUGCGAUUUGCUGAGAAAGGGUGA
Mesocricetus auratus (golden hamster) is the source of this 807-nucleotide messenger RNA. Its product is annotated as sulfotransferase 2A1-like. The coding region runs from base 1 to 807 and encodes 268 amino acids. NCBI's taxonomy places the organism in Eukaryota, Metazoa, Chordata, Mammalia, Rodentia, Cricetidae. The record is from RefSeq and is a predicted model, not a curated record. Gene Ontology annotation, cellular component: cytoplasm. The transcript has 5 exons. Gene Ontology annotation, molecular function: sulfotransferase activity. Gene Ontology annotation, biological process: sulfation.